AUGUCCUCCCGACACGACGAUCCCUCUCUUCACGACCACGCCGGCACUCUUCGUCCCGCCGUCACGCCUCUCCAGCAUCGAAGGGACACCCACUCUGAUGCCAGUGCGACCGCCACUCCUACCCCCACCGCUCGUGGCUACGCCCACCUGACGUGGACGGGAACCGGGUCUGGAACGACAGGCAUGGUCCCCUUUGCAGGUCGACUGGGCGGCAACCAAACGUUCAUUGUCGACCGGUCGGACCCGGCGAAUGCAGAGCUUCUGAGGAAGGUACCUGAUGCCGCGCCCAACUUGAACCUGCGCGAGAUGUUUGAGUUGGGUGGAUUCAGAGAGGGAGGACUGUGGAAGGCGGCGAUAGUAGAGUGUAUUGGAACUAUGAUCUUGGUGUUCGGAUCAACGUACAAUUCCCUCUCACCCUACACGCCACCACCGACACCGACAACCACAUCGGGCGUCUUUGGCACCGUCGUGUUCCUUGCACCGCUCGUAGCGGCGUGUAUCAACGCCAUCCUCAUCGCCAUCCUGAUCUACUGCUUCGGCGCCAUCUCCGGAGCCCACUUGAACCCGCUCAUCACGUUCGCCACCUUCUUCGCCCGUCUCGCCACCUUCCCGCGUCUCGUCCUGUACGUUGCCGCGCAGACACUGGGCGGCACGCUCGCGGGUCUGUUGCUGCGCGCCGCGGCGGGGACCCGGUCGUUCAAAGUAGGCGGGUGUUUUCUGUUCACGACGGAUGAGCCGACGACGCAGGUGUCGUCACAGUUCGUCAUCGAGUUCAUGGGUUGUCUGCUGCUGGUCUUCAUGGCAUUCGGCGUCGGUCUGGAUCCGAGACAGAAGGAAAUCUUUGGGCCCGCGCUGGCUCCGAUCCUGGUCGGACUCUCUGCCGGAGCGUGUGCGCUGUGUUUUGCCUUCUCUGGCCCCGGCAGCGGUGGCGCCGCUUUGAACCCGGCGAGGUGCUUUGGUGUGUUUGUUGGCAGUCGUUUCCCUGGCUGGCAUUGGAUCAAUUGGGUGGGACCUCUGGCUGCAAGUAUUCUGCACGGUGUGGUGUAUUGGGUUGUGCCGCCGGGGAGUGGCAGUGUAGACCAGAACCGCGCAGCCAAGAUGGUAGCAGACAGGGAUGAGAAGAGAGUCGAAGGCGACCAUGUGUAG
This is a messenger RNA of Exophiala spinifera, 1146 nucleotides long. RefSeq lists its product as uncharacterized. Gene Ontology annotation, biological process: transmembrane transport. The transcript has 2 exons. Bases 1 to 1146 code for a protein of 381 amino acids. The record is from RefSeq and is a predicted model, not a curated record. NCBI's taxonomy places the organism in Eukaryota, Fungi, Ascomycota, Eurotiomycetes, Chaetothyriales, Herpotrichiellaceae. Gene Ontology annotation, cellular component: plasma membrane. Gene Ontology annotation, molecular function: water channel activity.